ACACAAACUGAGGACAUGAGUGGUUCAACGAUACAAAACAAAUACCUCAUCUCCACCACCAUCUCCUCCUACUCAUCCUUCACUCAUAAAGAUAUGACAAUUAAAUGAAACGAAUUCAACAACUGUGUGAUCAUCAAUGCAUUUUCCGCAGACUACAUACUCGGCGGUUAACACGCAAACGGCGGCCACUAGUGGCCAGUUGGCAGCGUCGUCGGUUGCUGCCACACAAAUCAUUGGUAUACCUCAGCAACAACAACAGCAACAGACACAGCAAGUGGUGACAAGCGGUGGAAUUCAAUAUAUUGUUAGUUCCACACCAAAUACCGGUGCCCAACAACAACAACAACAAAUAAUGGGAACAACCACUUUAAAUCCACAAGUCCUCCAACAAUUGCAACAACAGUUGACAGCCCAAUCGGCAGCCGGCACUCAAUAUGUUAUAGCAGCUCCAGGAGGAGGAGGAGGAGCGACAACAACUACCGGUGCGUCGAUAGCUGGCCUGACACAGGGUUACGCCGUACAGACUAUUAACGGUCAACAGGUUCUCAUUCCAGUGAACCAACAAAUUGCUGCCAACAACAGUAUGACUGUUCCCGCCGUUUCUGCCGCCGCACCGGCAGCUAACCAAAUGGUGCAAAUGGUAUUAUCCAACGGCCAGGUUAUUACAACCACUUUAGCCAAUUUACAGGCCAUGGGAUUGGCAGCUCAAACGCCGUCUACUACUACUCAACCACAACAACAACAAUACUCGGCUCAAUAUCAACAAAAUGGCAAUCUUAUAGUUACGGGUACUCCUCAAUCAUCAGCAUCAGCAGCCUUACCAAUGCAAACACAAUUAGUGGCCAACUCUGCCGGACAAGUGUUCGCAAUCACACCUCAGAUCUCAAAUCAAGCCUAUCAUCAGCCAUCAGUUAUCGCACAAAACCCAUCAAACACUACCACUACACAGAUCAUACAAAUCGGUGGCCAACCAUAUCUUCAACAGAUUAUAUCAUCACAACAGCCACAACUAGUGACAAAUGCUUCGCUACUUCAACAGCAACAACAACAACAACAACUAGAAGAAAGCAAACUAUUGAUUCAACAGCAGAUCAUUCAACAACAACAGGCAGAACAACAACAACUGCUAUUACAGCAACAGAAACAACAAUUAAUUGUUGAAAAACAACAGAACCAAAAGCUAAUUGAAUCGUCGACACAAUCGCGGACACUGUCGUCGCCUAAUGUGUCGACACUUGUAUCGUCGACCACAUCUAAGCCACAGUUAUCGUCGUCGACGUCGUCGCUGAUGAGUCAGGAGAACACUAGUCAGUCAUUUGAUACCAGUUCUGAAAUUAAAGACAUCGACGACGACAACAACAAUGAGAGACUUUGUUCAGUAGAAAGUCAGACAUCGUCGCCGUCUUCGUCGACCAAUCAUACGAUGGAAGCCGAGUCGACAACUCAUUGUAAUCUUCCAAAUAAAGAUACUAUAAGCAAUACCGACGCUAAUAUUGUCGACGGAAUUAAUUUAGAAGAGAUCAAAGAGUUUGCCAAAGCUUUCAAAUUAAGACGUCUGUCAUUAGGUCUGACACAAACACAAGUGGGACAGUCGUUAAGUGCCACUGAGGGUCCAUCAUAUAGUCAAAGUGCCAUUUGCAGAUUUGAGAAAUUAGAUAUCACACCGAAAAGCGCACAAAAAAUUAAACCGGUUUUAGAAAAUUGGAUGCAAGAGGCAGAGGAAAGGUAUAAAAAUGGUAACCAAACUCUUACGGAAUUUAUGGGAAACGAUUCAAACAAGAAACGAAAGCGUCGGACAUCUUUUACACCGAAUGCUCUCGAAAUGUUGAACAUAUUUUUCGAAAAGAAUACCCAUCCGACCGGUUCCGAAAUGACCGAACUGUCCGAACAAUUGAAUUACGAUCGGGAAGUCGUCAGAGUUUGGUUCUGCAAUAAGCGUCAGGCGUUGAGAAAUACCAGUAAAAAAUAUGACAACAAUUAUCAUCAUAUCAUAUGAUUAAUAAAACAACAAAAUUAUGGAUAAUUUUUGUUGUU
This is a messenger RNA of Oppia nitens, 2034 nucleotides long. Its product is annotated as POU domain, class 6, transcription factor 2-like. The transcript is spliced from 3 exons. Bases 137 to 1996 code for a protein of 619 amino acids. Gene Ontology annotation, molecular function: DNA-binding transcription factor activity, RNA polymerase II-specific; RNA polymerase II cis-regulatory region sequence-specific DNA binding. Gene Ontology annotation, biological process: regulation of transcription by RNA polymerase II. The record is from RefSeq and is a predicted model, not a curated record. NCBI's taxonomy places the organism in Eukaryota, Metazoa, Arthropoda, Arachnida, Sarcoptiformes, Oppiidae.